CACCCACCUUCCGGCUGCUUCGUUUCGCCGUUCAGUUCCUGGUAUGUAGUGCAGAGAACUGAAUGAAAGUAUUGAUGCUUUCUUUUGCUUCUCAAAGAAAAAUGCAGCCAAAACUCCAAAUGCUCAAGCUCCAUCGAAAAGCCCUCUUUGCUAAACCCCUCCUAGCCAACUACUUACUACCUAAACUCCUAUGCACCCUGUCCGAGUUAACUCUCGCUUGUGACUCACCCGACUCUCCUCAGCCCCGGCCUUCUAUCCUCUCAACUUGGCUCAAUAACGACCAGAAGCCAAAAGUCAGAAAACCGACCAGCGGACAUUUUGCUAAUCCUUCACAUGCCAACUGCGACAAAUAUCCCAACACUGAGUCCCACAAAAAUAUUGCUAGUCUCUCGCUAUUAUCGGAAGCAAGCGAUAGUGAUGUGCAUAAAGCGGGUGAAAUCCUAAAGAAACACUACUCAUCUGAGGAUGCUGUUGUCGAAGCGUUAAAUGAGAGUGGUAUCAGUGCAACACAUGAAUUGGUCUCGCAGCUUUUGAAGAGAUUUAGCAAUCAAUGGCUGGUGGCUUCGGGGGUUUUCAUUUGGGCAAAAAAUCAAACAGGUUUUGUGCAUAAACCUGAGAUAUAUAAUUCCAUGAUUGAUAUAUUAGGGAAGUCCAGGAAAUUUAGUCUUAUGUGGGAUUUAGUUCAGGAAAUGAGUGGACUAAAUGGGUAUGUUUCAUUGGUUACCAUGGGGAAAGUAAUGAAGCGUCUCGUUAGAGAUGGCAAGUACAGUGAAGCUAUUGAUGCAUUUAGAGGAUUAGAGAAAUUCGGUUUGAGUAAAAGCACAGAGGCAAUGAAUGUGCUGAUGGAUAUUUUGGCUAGGAACGGUCGUGUUGAGGAUGCUCGUGCUGUGGCUUUAGAGUUUGAGUAUUGUUUAAAUUUAGAUUAUCGUAGUUACAAUAUUUUGUCAUCUGGAUAUUGCAAAGCAAGGAUGUUUGGUGAUGCAAGAAAGACUAUGGAAGAAAUGGAGGAACGUGGUUUUCAUCCUAAUGUUGUUUCGUACACCGCUUUCAUUGAAGCAUACGGUGAGCAGAAGGAUUUUCGAAAUGUUGAAAUCAUUUUAAAUGAGAUGCAAGAGAAGGGUUGCCCUCCUGAUUUGAUUGCAUAUACUGUUUAUAUACGUGUUCUUGGGAAUGCGAGGCAAAUAAAUAAAGCUUUGGAAGUCUGCGAGGAAAUAAAGAGACAUGGUUUCGUGCUUGGUACUCAGUUCUACUGUUCGUUAAUUCAUAGUUUAUGUCUGUCUGGAAGGCUCAAGGAUGCUUGGAAUAUUUUUGAGGACGUGGAAAAGAAAGGAGUUGGUCGGGAUUUGGGGAUGUAUAAAGCCAUGAUUUCUGCUGCUUGUGCACUUUCGCAGGAUGAGAGUGCUUUAAAGCUGCUCCACAAAAUGGAGGAAGACUCUUGCAAACCAGAUGUCCAGACUUAUGCGCCUCUGUUAAAGAUGUGUUGCAGGAAGAAGAGCAUGAAAAUGCUCAAAUUUCUGCUGAAUCACAUGUUUGAGAACGAUGUCAGUAUUGAUAUUGUUACAUACGACCUAUUGGUGCACGGCCUCCGUAAGCAAGGGAAACUCAAAUACGCUUGCUUCUUCUUUCAAGAAGCAGUGUUGAAGGGAAUGGUCCCUUGUGAUAAGACAUACAAGAUUUUGUUGGAGGAACUUGAGAGAAAGAAUAUGGCAGACAUGAAGGGAAAGAUUGAGAAGUUGAUGAUACGGGCAAAGGAGCUAAACAGGAUUUAGGCCUUGCAGGAUGCUUACAUUAAUCUGAGCCCAGCAGCAUGCUUGUUGUCGAUUCUAUAACUGUUCGAACCCGAGUGAAGAAAGCGAUCCUAGACACAGUUUUUAACUGGACACAUAAUGAACAGCACAAUUGUUUGAUGAGAAAGCCUUGAAUUUUAUCUAAGGUUAUGUUAAGUAUGUUUAGUUAAGAAUAAAUCUUGACUUAAAUCAAAAGUUUAUUUUAAAUUUGAGUAAAAUUUUGAUUUAAUUUUAAAAUAAAAGCUUUAACUGU
Molecule: messenger RNA, 2040 nt
Organism: Populus euphratica (Euphrates poplar)
Lineage: Eukaryota; Viridiplantae; Streptophyta; Magnoliopsida; Malpighiales; Salicaceae
Product: pentatricopeptide repeat-containing protein At3g22670, mitochondrial-like
Exons: 2
Coding region: 63-1769 (568 amino acids)
Biological process (GO): mitochondria-nucleus signaling pathway; chloroplast-nucleus signaling pathway
Cellular component (GO): chloroplast
Molecular function (GO): protein binding
Source: RefSeq, a predicted model, not a curated record